AUGCCGCAACGUUCGCGGGAUCAUCACCGCGGCUACGAACCAGAAUGGGAGGACCGGCAGAAGAAGCCAGACCGGCACAGAUAUCGCGAUGAUAGCUAUGAUUACGAGUAUGACGACGACGACAUCAUUGACGCUGAGGAAAGGCGGUAUGUUGAACCCCACCACGGUCGACGGCAUCAGCGGCGUGACGAGUCUCGCGCGCGAGCGCAUCGUCGCUAUGAUUCCUACGAUAGGUAUGAGGAUGGUGGUGUUGACGAGUAUGAUGAUAAUGAUGGAGGAUACGACGAUUAUGGAGGGGAGGAGAGUGAAGUUAUCGUUGUAGAUUCAAGACCGAAUUUUGCGAGGCCGCCGAAUGUUCGGGCCAGUCCCAGACGAGCGAGUCCGCCGCCGUAUAUGGGUGGGAGAGAAAGAUCCAGACAGCAUAAGGCGAAGGAGUCUCCUGCGACGUCGCCAGCUAAGAAGAGAGAUCGAGAGCGGGAUAGAGAGGGUCAUCGAAGGAGGAGAGAUAGCACGGCGGAUGAGGAUGGGCCGGUCGGGGCGAGGUUAAGAGAGAGAGUUGCGAGAGAGAAGUAUCGUGAAAAGGACAUUGCAGAUGUUCGGGCGCGAAGUAAAGAUGAGCGAAAAAGAUCGGUGCAGCGGGACAGAGCGAGAGAGAGAGAGCGUGAGCGUGUUCGCGAGAAGCAUGCCAGCUCUGGCUCGGCGAAUAGUGCGACCCAGCUGCUGAGCGCGGAUGCAUUAUCGAAGUUAAAUAAGUAUAAUGCAAAGAGGGAUGCGGCUGAGCGACAACGUGAGGCUAAAGAUGAACAGAGGAGUCGUGAGAAGGACAAACGGCGCAGGAAGAAAGAGGGCUUCUUUGUUGGCAAAUCUCGUGAUCGCGGUACGUCGAGGGAGGGAGGGAGAGAAAAGAGCAAGAGAAGACUUGUAUCUGGUGCAAUGAUGGAAGAAGGUCGUGGUCCAGAAUUAAGGGUACGAGGAGGUGGCCGACAUGGACAAAAGUGGAGAGCGGACGACAGAUAUGGCGGAGGCGGAGGAGGCGGGGGCGGAAGAGGAGGGAAAUGGUUCAGCAACUGGAGUAAGAAAAAGAAGAUUUUGGUUAUCGUUGGAAUUCUUGCAUUACUAUUGAUCAUCAUCAUCCCGGUCGGCGUCGUGGUUUCAAAGAAGAAAGAUGAUGAAGGUGGCUCAGCUGGGCAUGGGGAUGGGGAUGCCCCUUCCAACGAUAACCUCAAGGAAAUCGACCGCGAUAGCAUUCCGCAAAGCGCCAGAGGAACGUAUCUCGACCCUUUUACGUGGUAUGACACUGCAGAUUUUAACGUGACAUACACGGAUGAGACUGUGGGUGGGCUGCCGGUGAUGGGCCUGAAUUCUGCCUGGGACGACUCUGCGCAGGCGAAUGAACACGUCCCACCUCUGAAUAAGAGGUUCCCGUACGGGAAGCAACCUAUUCGCGGAGUGAGCGUUGGGGGAUGGCUUUCACUCGAACCGUUUAUCACUCCAUCGUUUUUCAAGAAAUACUCUGUGCAUGACAAUGUCGUUGAUGAGUACACCCUCACCCGGCGCCUCGCCUCCUCUGCGAAACCUACCUUGGAGAAGCAUUAUGCUACCUUUAUCACAGAGCGAUCUUUCAGAGAGAUACGGGAUGCUGGGCUGGACCACGUUCGGAUACCGUACUCUUAUUGGGCGGUGAAAAAGUUCGACGAUGAACCGUAUGUGGAACAGGUUUCGUUCAGAUAUCUCCUACGAGCGAUCGAGUAUUGUAGGAAAUAUGGACUGCGAGUUAGCUUGGACCUGCACGGAUUGCCCGGGAGCCAAAAUGGUUGGAACCAUAGCGGCCGUCACGGAGCCAUCGGCUGGCUGAAUGGGCCCGAUGGGGAUAAAAAUGCUCAGCGGUCUUUGGAUAUUCACGAUCAGCUCUCCAAGUUUUUCGCGCAGCCACGCUAUAAGAAUGUCGUCACGCUAUAUGGCCUUGCGAAUGAACCGUUGAUGCUGAAGCUACCCAUUGAGCCUGUGAUAGAUUGGACCAAGAAAGCAGCAGAGAUCGUUGAGAAAAAUGGCAUGAAGCAACACAUUGUUUUCGGAGAUGGGUUUCUGAAACUGUCCAAGUGGAAGACCAUACUACAGGAUACUGGGCACAGUCUCCUCUUGGAUACGCAUCAAUACACGAUCUUCAAUACCGAACUAAUUGGCUUGGAACACAAGAAGAAGCUCGAGUUCGUCUGUGACGGGUGGGUGGAAUUGCUAAGUGACAGCAACUCAAAGGGAACUGGUUGGGGGCCGACCAUCUGCGGUGAAUGGUCCCAAGCCGACACGGACUGCGCCAGGUAUCUUAACAACGUCGGCGUUGGCACCCGCUGGACUGGUACCAUGGAUAGCCCCAGCGCCAAAGAUCAAGUUUCUGAACCUCUUUGCCCUGCUGCCAAGUCUGGUAACGGGAAAGCAUGUAGCUGUGAUGGCGCUAAUGCUGACCCUUCUGAAUACUCGGAUGCGUAUAAGAAAUUCCUCCUGACGUAUGCGGAGGCGCAGAUGUCUGCCUUCGAAAAGGGUUGGGGGUGGUUUUAUUGGACAUGGGAGACCGAGUCAGCGGUGCAAUGGAGCUGGAGAAGAGGAUUGGAGGCUGGCAUUUUGCCAAAGAAGGCGUACGAGCCGUCGUUUAAGUGUGGAGAUACUCUCCCCGAGUUGGGUGAUCUGCCGGAGUACUAUUAG
Molecule: messenger RNA, 2700 nt
Organism: Coccidioides posadasii C735 delta SOWgp
Lineage: Eukaryota; Fungi; Ascomycota; Eurotiomycetes; Onygenales; Onygenaceae
Biological process (GO): glucan catabolic process
Cellular component (GO): cell surface; extracellular region
Molecular function (GO): beta-glucosidase activity
Source: RefSeq, a predicted model, not a curated record